This is a messenger RNA of Periconia digitata, 1131 nucleotides long. Lineage: Eukaryota; Fungi; Ascomycota; Dothideomycetes; Pleosporales; Periconiaceae. The record is from the annotation of a GenBank genome assembly.
AUCGGUUCAUCAGAUAUUGCCUGCCUCCGAACGCGCAAACCCGCCCCAAUCAGCAGCCAGCAAACUCUCACGUAUUCGAAACCGCAGACCGCCGACAUGAGCAGCAAAGACAAUCCCAACCUCACCCCCCAUCCCUCGUUGCCUGCGCGUCCACCUCCAUCCACCUAUUCCGCCCCACCACAGCGCAACAACAAUGCCAACAAUGCCAACACCGCCAGCGGAGGUGGUAGCGGCGCGCGAACCUAUAGCGGUUUCACUCCACGAGCAGUGGUAGCCCAGUCUCCUGUCCAGAUUGCUGCACCGCCGACUGUUUACUCUCAGCCGACUGUGAGCGCCCCAUACCAACCUACAACUUACUCGUCCAGCAAUACUUACUACCCUACCUAUCAAGCCUAUGGCAAUUCCGCCCCAGCAGCUGCCUACUCGGCACCCACUGCUGUGAACAGCGGAUAUCCCAGCAAUUACGACCCUGAGGAGGAAGCUCGCAUUGCUGAAUGGAACAGCGCGUAUACUCGUGGAGACAACGAGGGGAAGAAACCCGUAGCGACACACACUGCAGCUCGCGUUGAUGCCAAUCAGACCACUGGUUCGCAAACCGGAGCAACGGGCUCGGACAAGCAGAAAACUGUUCUUCGAGAGGCAGGCGGGAAAACUUGGGAGGAUCCAUCUUUGCUUGAGUGGAAUCCUCAACAUCCUCGCUUAUUCAUUGGCAAUCUUGCUGGCGAAGUGACUGACGAUUCUCUACUCAAGGCCUUUUCCAAGUAUCCUUCUGUGGUCAAGGCGCGCGUUGUUCGCGACAAGAGGUCAACCAAAAGCAAGAGUUAUGGAUUUGUGAGCUUUUCUGACACCGACGAUUACUUCCGCGCUGCCAAGGAGAUGCAGGGCAAGUAUAUCGGCAGCCACCCUGUCUUAAUCAAGCGAGCGACUUCGGAAGUCAAGGCCACGGUAAAACGUGAUGACAGGCACGGCAAAUAUGGAAAGAACAAUAAGAACAACAAUAAGAACAAGAACAACAAGAACAAAGGGGCCACCGCCGAAGGAGCAACUACAAUGCCUGGUAUGGUUCCAUUCUCUACAACCAACGGUGUGCACAAGAAGGGGAAAAAUGCUGGACCACGAAUGCUGGGGUGA